Stylonychia lemnae is the source of this 1410-nucleotide messenger RNA. The record is from the annotation of a GenBank genome assembly. NCBI's taxonomy places the organism in Eukaryota, Ciliophora, Spirotrichea, Sporadotrichida, Oxytrichidae.
AUGAUUAGCAUAUAGUUAUACCUUAAUGUUCCUGGUAUGGUUUUCUCAAUGAUUGCUGGCUUUGUUUUUGUCCGAUCAAUGAUAGGACUUCUCCAAAACAGAAAGAAGGCUAUCAUAAUAGUUGGAAGAAUAAGAUAGAAAACAAUAAAACUAUGCUAGAUCAAUGUAGAUUACGCAGAAAAGAUGAUUAGCAAUCUUAAAAAUGACAAAGACAUGUAUGCAGAUAUAAAUGUAUAUAAUGACUAUUCUUCAGUAAAGAAACUUGAUACGAUUGAAUAAUAUACUGAUAUGGAUUUAAAUUUGCCAGAAAUACUUAAUUCAACAAUGAGAAUGACAAUGAGAAAACAUUAAACCACCAUGAGCAUAAGACAGGAUAGCGCUAUUGCCGAUUUAAAUGUUUCAUAAAUGACUUUGCAAGAAUUCUAGUUUUUUGAGGAAGGCUAAAAUAAAGCUAUGAACCAAAAACUAGAAUUGAAAAGGCAUCAAAGUGAACUGGAAAAAUAGAAAAAGAGGGAAAUUAAGAAAAUGAUUUUCAAAAGAAUUGAAAAAUCAUUUAAGCAAGAUAGACUUAGUGUAUGGGUGAAACUAGUUCCUGCUUCUGUGGUUUUUUCAAUCUUUUUUAUCGUAAUGUAUCUGCUUGAGCUUACAGUGCUUGAUGAUACCUUAUUCAAUCUAAAUCUGCUAAAAACUUUCGAAGAGAAGGAAAGCUGUUUGAUAACUUUGUAGCAGUUCACAUUAGACACAAUUAUUGAAAACAAAACUUCUCCUGUUAUUUUCAUCAAUUCAAACUAUGAUGGAUUAUUCUAAUUCUGCUAGGAUAUUUUAGUCUAAUCAAAUUUGCCAAGAAAGAAAAAAAAUUCUCAAGGCUAUUAAAUUUCAGAUAUACUUUAAUAAGCUGAAAAUGAAGGAGUUUGUGAAAUUAUUGAUGAAUUUAUGCAAAAGUAGUAGAAAUUCUAAAGUUUUUAAAAGUGUGAUGAUAUUUUAUUUGGAGUUUUAAAAAAAGGAAUGUAGCAAUCCUAUUCUUAGAUGCUUAAAGUUUUCAGAUCAAUAAAUAUCAAUUACCAUAGCUCAAAUAAGACUUAAUAGACUCUUUAGGAUUUAAUAGCAGAUAGAGAGUUUAAUUCUAAUUCUUUGACUCUUAGAGCAUAUUUAAGAGAUCUUUAAGUAUAUAUUUCUACCAGAAUACAUGACAGAAUGGAUAAUUUUUAUGAGUCUAUAGCUCUAAGAAACACUAUAAUAUUUGUUAUUUUCGUCUGUCUUCUGAUAAUCAUUAUACUUUUGCUUUUGUUUAAAAUUGUUUAGUUUACUAAAAUGGAAAUUUUGUAUCACAGGAAAAUAGUAAAGUUUAUACCAAUAACUGAGCUAGAAAGAAGAUCUAUUUCUAAUCUUUUAAAAACUUUUGAUUAUUGA